AUGGCGGCCGACGUUUUGGCACCCGGAUUCUGGGAAGUGGGCAGCUACAAACACAAUGUUAAGCGAUUCAAGGAUGGUGUCGAGCAACUUGACGAUUAUUGCAAGAUGAGCCGAGAAAGAGCCGAGAUAGAGGCAAAGUACAGCAAAAUGCUCUCCCAACAUGCUGAUAAGUGGAGGGCUCAUGUUGAUCGGACAGUGUCUGCGGGGUCUGUGAAAACUGUAUGGCAUGAGCUUAUUGGAGAAGCCGCUGCACUGUCUAGAGUUCAUAACAAUCUCAAAGAUUGCUUGAUUGAUGACAUUGUCAAUGAAACAAGCACCUAUAGAAAAAACAGUUUGCACACCUCAGUGUUUAAGGGUCCGAAGGAAAUCCGGGAGAUUGAAGAUCACUUUGAAAAGGCGCAAAAGCCAUGGAAAAAGUUGUUCGAUAAGAUGGAGGAUAAACGGAGCAAGUAUUAUAACGUCUGUCGUCAAGAGAAAUCGGCGUUGGUGAACCUGCAGAACAGUCAGACAGACACAUCUGUGUCGCAAGACGCUGCCACCAAGUUCCGAGAACGUCAUGAGAAGUUGAAAGAGGAAGUGCAGAGAACGAAAGUGGACUAUCAGAAGACGUUGACAAACUUGAACGAGUACAAAAAUGUCUACAUGGAAGCAAUGGCACACGUAUUCAAAAUGUGUCAGGAGAAGGAAAUGGAUAGAUCACAAUUCUUGAUUGGAGUUGUUCAAAAGACACAGAAACAUUAUGCGGACUUGAUUAGAACUAGCCAAAUGUCCGGAUUGCACCAACAACUUGAGCAAUCCAUCAGAUCUGCUGAUUCAGAAGCUAUCAAGAGAGACUUGGCACAAUGGUCGAGUGUCAAUGGAGUUGAUGCUUCAUCCGAUUGGCCUAACUUUGUGGAAUACUCACCAGAAAUCAGAAACAUUGCUGCUCGUGGAGGUUCUACUAAAGAAGCAACUGGAGGAGUUAUUCUUACAAGACAAAUUAAUCGAAGUGAAGAUAUCCCAUCAACCCACUCCAAUACACUACCAUCAGUUGCUGUGAGCACUGCUUCCGGUCAUGAUGACGUUGGGAAGAGUAGUCCAAAGAGCAGCAGUGAUUCUGAUACCAGUACAUUUGACAGUCGGAAGCACAACUCUACAACUAACAAGUAUAAGAGCCAGCCACAAACUCAUACUCAAACCUUACCACCUGCAUGGCACCCAUCAGAAGGACCAGACUCGCCGCCACUCUCCGCUGACACUCCAGAUUCUGCAAAAUACGCAGAUUUCGAGGAGUUCACAACUAGUAAGCCGGCAGUGGUUUUGUAUGACUACGCACCGGCAGAAGGGGAUGAGAUUGCGUUAAGGAAAGGAGAGACGAUAGAAGUUCUUACUGAGCCUGAUUCCUUGGGAUGGUGUACAGGAAGAGUGAAUGGAAAGGUCGGUCUGUUCCCUGCUAGCUAUGUUCAAUGUCCCGGAGAAAAAGCUUGA
Messenger RNA from Caenorhabditis remanei, 1467 nucleotides. RefSeq lists its product as uncharacterized. Gene Ontology annotation, cellular component: cytoplasm; plasma membrane; endosome. The transcript has 10 exons. The coding region runs from base 1 to 1467 and encodes 488 amino acids. Gene Ontology annotation, molecular function: phospholipid binding; protein binding. Gene Ontology annotation, biological process: regulation of endocytosis; plasma membrane tubulation; cytoskeleton organization. NCBI's taxonomy places the organism in Eukaryota, Metazoa, Nematoda, Chromadorea, Rhabditida, Rhabditidae. The record is from RefSeq and is a predicted model, not a curated record.